CUGAAGCUGCUGAAUUACAGCCACAACGCUUAUUUGAAAGGUAUGUUUACAAAGUAUACAGUGUAAGAGAAAGCUGCUGGAGCUUCACGGCACCUCCAAAUCAGAAGGCACAUAACCUUCCUUGUCAGACGCAACACAUUUUGGCAGGCUGGAUAUAUAUUUCUAUAAAUUAGCAAAGCUUUCCAGUUGAGAGCCUUCUUGUUCAGAUCUAAUCAUUCAAGACUUUGUCCUUCAUUUCAUCUGAAUUUUGCCUAUGGCUUUCCGUACUAGUUUAGACAUGGAGGACGACUGCUUAAAUAUGUCACCUCUUGGACUUGAAGCACAAGACAAACUGGGUACAGUGUGCAUUUUUGGAACAGGAGAUUUUGGUCGCUCUCUGGGAUUAAGAUUGUUACAAGCUGGCUAUCUUGUAGUAUACGGAAGUCGCAAUCCUGAAAAUUCCAGCCUUCUCCCCAAAGGAGCCAAAGUCCUGUCUCAUAAAGAAGCUGCAGAGUAUUCACAGGUGAUUUUUUUGGCUGUACAUCGGGAACACUAUGACUUUCUCUCAGACAUCUCUAAUCAAGUAGAAGGGAAGGUUUUGGUGGACAUUAGCAAUAACUUAAAGAAGAAUCAGUACUCAGAAUCCAAUGCAGAAUAUCUCAGCAAAUUGAUGCCAAAUGCCAAUGUGGUAAAGGGUUUUAAUACCGUGUCGGCCUGGGCUCUGCAGUCGGGAAACCUUGAUGGAAGCAGACAGGUUUCUGUUUGUGGAAACGACUACAAAUCCAAGCGCAUCGUGAUGGAGAUUGCCCAGCAUCUGGGACUUAUAGCUCUCGACUAUGGCUCACUCCGAGCAGCAAAUGAAUUAGAGAGCUACCCUCUGCAGCUCUUUCCUCUUUGGAGACUCCCACUAUGCAUUGCCACAUGUCUGACAGCUGCUUUUUUCUGUUACUGUGUGAUCAGAGAUGUUGUCUAUGCCUAUGCCACAGAAGGAAAAGAUGUUUCAUUCCGGAUCCUCAUUUCUCUGGCCAAUCAAGUUUUUCCAGUUGUGUCUUUGAUCAUGCUGGCCUUGUGUUAUCUGCCUGGGGUGAUUGCAGCCUUUCUUCAGCUGUACAAUGGUACAAAAUACAAGCGUUUCCCUGAAUGGCUAGACAAAUGGAUGCUUUGCCGGAAACAACUUGGGCUAGUAGCCUUGGGCUUUGCUUUUCUUCAUGUUUUAUACUCGUUGAUCAUUCCUGUCAGAUACUAUGUGAGGCAUAAGCAAAACUCCUACCUUGCCAAACAGAUCAAGAAUAAUGAAACAAUAAUAUUUCAGAAAUUCUAUGCCUGGCGCAAUGAUUCAUACUUGAGUGCAGGAAUUCUAGGAUUUGGAUUCUACCUUUUAUUGGGAAUAACCUCUCUGCCCUCUGUCAGCAACGCAGUCAACUGGAGAGAAUUUAGAUUUGUGCAGUCCAAACUGGGUUACGUCACUCUUCUGCUUUGCACUCUUCAUACCUUUCUGUACGGCUGGGACAUGUUCUGCCAUGCUCAUAACUACAGGUGGUUUCUCCCACCAACAUACAUGUUCUCUCUCAUUGUACCUUGUAUUGUACUGAUCCUUAAAGUUAUUCUUGUUAUUCCUUGUGUGGAUACAGCAGUCAUGAGAAUUCGGCAAGGUUUUGAACGACAUGCAGAGAAGACACCAUAUGCAAAGAAAGCAAGUAUUAGGGGUACCUUAGCAUUAUAAAUGCAUUAAUAUGUUACUAAAAAUUACUUUCAUGAAUUUGUAACUUUGUCCUUUUGUGCCAACUAUCAGAAAUAAAGUAUUAAAUUAUAAUGACCCAGCAGAACAGGAAUAAUGCUACCUUCUUUUUUUCCACAGGAAGACUGCUAUACUUAUAGGUAAUAUAUUAGUAUUAGCUUGAGUUUACUUUCAAUUUACAUGAGAAUAAAUUAUUUAUGUCCACGAGAUUUUCAAGUUUUGAAUAAUUAAUUAAAAUCAUAUACGGUACAUACUGUACCACAAUCGAGCUUUUUUCCGCUAGUUUAAUGUGAGGGCACAUUAAAUAAUAAUAAUAAAUAUGUUAAAUUGUAA
This is a messenger RNA of Polypterus senegalus (gray bichir), 2050 nucleotides long. RefSeq names its product STEAP family member 4 (gene steap4). Bases 254 to 1702 code for a protein of 482 amino acids. Gene Ontology annotation, biological process: copper ion import. Gene Ontology annotation, cellular component: endosome; plasma membrane. The record is from RefSeq and is a predicted model, not a curated record. Gene Ontology annotation, molecular function: cupric reductase (NADH) activity; ferric-chelate reductase (NADPH) activity. NCBI's taxonomy places the organism in Eukaryota, Metazoa, Chordata, Cladistia, Polypteriformes, Polypteridae. The transcript is spliced from 5 exons.